AUGAGUUCAGACACCUCGGAACCGGUGCUCCUGGAGAAGCCAAACGAGGAAGGCACACCUCGUCCAUCCCCAUUGUCCCGUCAAUCGACUCUCACGCCUAAGAAGUGCUGGAUCUGCAUAUGUGACGCGACAGAAGAUGAUCCCACGAACCCCCCUACCUGGCGGACGCCUUGUGCCUGCAACCUCACCGCGCAUGAAGCCUGCCUCCUCGACUGGGUCGCCGACCUAGAAAACCCCAAGAAAAAAGACCGUCCACGCGAUGGCGUGAUAAGGUGCCCCCAAUGCAAGACCGAAAUCAAGAUCACGCGACCCAAGAGCUAUAUCCUAGAAUUUACCAAAGCCUUAGAUCGCGGUCUGGCUCUCGCCAUCUAUCCGGGUUUGGGCACAGCUGCUCUCGGUACGAUAUUUGCAGGCUGCUGGCUGCACGGCUUCAUGUCCGUCUACGUAUUCUUCGGUCCCGACCAUGCCGUAAGAAUAUUUAAUAACGCUACGAAUCAUCAGCGUCUCGCUUAUGGCCUUGUCCCCAUCAACCUCAUCUUCUCUCGCACCAACUUCGCCGACUCCGUACUCACCGUCGGAACCUUUUUCCUUUUAUCUACUCAAAUUGACCCUAAUCGAUUCGAGAUUGAUAUGACAUUGUGGCCACCCCUCCCAUCAACGGUCUUCAUCUGCCUACCAGCCAUCCGGAGAGCUUACAAUUGGCUUUACUUCAAGACAUUCGCCGAUCUCAAUCGCAAAUGGCUAGAAGCUGUACAACCUGCAUCUAUUCAACCUGUGGAAGGUCAAGAGCAGAACCUGGCUGACUUGGCCAACCAAAAUGACCCCGUGGACGGCGAGAUGGUUUUUGAACUUGAGGUUCGUAUCGGCGAGGACGAGGACAACGAUAAUGAGGAAGAUGAACACGUCCCAGCAGCCGAUGAUGGUGCCCAGCAGGGUGAAGGUCCAGGUGCUGCCAACAACGGCAACGACAACGGCAAUGGCAACGCUCAUGUUCACCACCAAGUGCAAGAGAUCGUAGAGGGCAUAGGAAUCAGCACUACAAUCCUCGGUGCCUUGGUCUUUCCGACCGUCGCCGCCGGUAUGGGCCGUUUACUCACUUACGCUCUACCAAAGUCAUGGAUGUCCAACGCGAACAUGAUGAACGGUCGGCCGGGUCUGCUGAGAGAUCAGUGGGGGAGGAGUGUUGUGGGAGGUGCCAUCUUUAUUGUGUUGAAGGAUGCUUUACUGCUGUACAGCAGAUGGAAACGAGCACAGACGCACAAGAUGAGAAGCAUAGUAGAUUACGACAAGAAAGCGCAGAAGUAUUUGAUGUAG
Cyphellophora europaea CBS 101466 is the source of this 1314-nucleotide messenger RNA. RefSeq lists its product as uncharacterized. Bases 1 to 1314 code for a protein of 437 amino acids. NCBI's taxonomy places the organism in Eukaryota, Fungi, Ascomycota, Eurotiomycetes, Chaetothyriales, Cyphellophoraceae. Gene Ontology annotation, molecular function: zinc ion binding. The transcript has a single exon. The record is from RefSeq and is a predicted model, not a curated record.